Alosa alosa (allis shad) is the source of this 1707-nucleotide messenger RNA. It is a transcript of the gene rtn2a, whose product is annotated as reticulon 2a. The record is from RefSeq and is a predicted model, not a curated record. NCBI's taxonomy places the organism in Eukaryota, Metazoa, Chordata, Actinopteri, Clupeiformes, Clupeidae. The coding region runs from base 252 to 1688 and encodes 478 amino acids. The transcript is spliced from 10 exons.
UGUGUGUGUGUGUGUGUGAGCGAAACAGCGGUGCACUGGAGACAACCUCCGAUAGGAGAGGGAGGGGGGGUGGAGGAGGAGUGAGAGAGAGAGAGCGAGAGAGUGAGGAGCAAUCCAGAGGAGGAGAGUGCAGUCCGGACAAGAGGAGAGGCAAAGAGCAGAGCGGUGAGGACCGGAGACGCUCAGAGAGGAGAGGACAGGGCUAGCGGCGGUCUGGAUGGGCCCAGCUAGACUCUCUGCCUGUAUGGAGCAUGGGGCAGGUUCUAGGCUUCUCCCAUUGCAAGGAGUUUGGUUCUUUGUCUUCCACGCCUGAUUCUACACCUCCCUGCACAGAUGGUGGGAACGAGGAGUCCGACUUCCCCGAGUUGCAGACAGCCCGCGACUGGUCCGACGACGAGGAGGGGCGCGGGGGUCCAGACGACGAGGACGAUGGCGGCGCCAGCAGCCCGUCGAUAUGGGGCACCCCGCGCCAGAGCUCCCUGGAGCUGACCUUCUCCUACUUCGCCCUGUCCGAGGCCGAGGCGUCCUCGCGGAGGGAGCACGGGGCACGCCGUCGCAGCAGGGGGGGGUCCAGGGGGGGUCGCGGCUCCUCCCUGACCCGCACGGACACGGCAGAGACCCUGCCGCCCCCCUUAGACUCACCGGCGGAACAGUGGGACCCACACUUCUUAUCGGGGGACGGGGAGGAGGAGCAGGAGGAGGAGCAGGAGGAGGAGAGGAGGAGGAGAGAGGAGAGAGAUGUUCUCAGAGAGCGGCUAUGUCUCGAACAGCUGGACAUCCACUCACGGACAAUGCAGCCGCUAGGCCGGGACAUCACGCAGGAAACCCAGGAUGUAAACACAGGAAGUGACGUCACAGAGACGGAAGAAAUCUCAGGCACACAGCAUGGACCCACAGACAGUCAAUCAGUGCUGCGAGUCCAGGAGCCUGCCCUGCCUGUUGCCAUGGAAACCUCACCGGCGCCACAUGUUGAGCAUGCUGACGAGGCGGUGCCGAGCGCGUCAUCCGCUCCCAUUGGUCGAUCCCCUCAGGAAGAGCUGGCUCGCGAUGGCCAAUCGGACGAAGGCUUGUUGUGUCUAUACAGAGCGGUGAUGGACCUGAUCUAUUGGAAGGAUAUGGAGCGGACGGGGAUGGUGCUGACGGGGGUCGUGGUGGCGCUGCUGUCCCUGUUCCAGUUGAGCAUCAUCACGGUCAUCUCCACCUUGUCCCUGGCCAUCAUGUGCUUCACCAUCUCUGUGCGCGUCUACUACCGUGUCCUGCAGGCCAUCCAGUGGGCAGACGGAACGCACCCCUUCCAAAAAUAUCUGGACCUGGACAUUACCCUGCAUGGAGAGGAGGCUGACCGCUACAUGCAGAAGGCCCUCAUGCUGGCCUUCUCUGCUCUCGACUCCCUCAAGAACCUCCUGUUCGUGGGCAGCCUCCUCGACUCUCUGAAGUUCCUGUUGCUGAUGUACCUGGUGACGUUCCUUGGAAACCUGUGCAAUGGCCUCACCCUGCUCAUCGUUGGAGUGAUUGCUGUGUUCUCUGUUCCUCUCUUCUACAGACAGCACCAGGACAAGGUGGAUGGCGUCAUUGGAGGACUGUAUGCCCGCGUCGAUAAUGUCAAAGACUUCUUCCACCGAUUGGCCCAGGGCGGCGGACCCCCUCCAGACCCCACACCCGGCGGCGCCAAGCCUAAAGCCAAGUGAGAAACUAACCGAAGAAGGA